AUGGGCGACUGGAGCUUCCUGGGGAACAUCCUGGAGGAGGUGAGCGAGCACUCCACGGUCGUGGGCCGCGUGUGGCUCACGGUGCUCUUCAUCUUCCGCAUCCUCAUCCUGGGCACGGCCGCCGAGCUCGUGUGGGGCGACGAGCAGGCCGACUUCGUGUGCAACACGCAGCAGCCGGGCUGCGAGAACGUGUGCUACGACGCGGCCUUCCCCAUCUCGCACGUCCGCCUGUGGGUGCUGCAGAUCAUCUUCGUGUCCGCGCCGUCGCUCGUGUACGUGGGCCACGCGGUGCACCGGGCGCGCGCGGAGGAGAAGCGCGCGGCGCGCGAGGCGCGGGAGGCGGGCCCCGCGGGCGCCGAGCAGGGCGGCGGCAGCCAGAAGGGCGGCGGCGGCGGCGGCGGCGGCGGCGGGGGCGCCCGGCGGUUCCGGCUGGAGGGCACCCUGCUGCGGACCUACGUGGGCCACAUCGUCUGCAAGAGCCUGUUCGAGGUGGGCUUCGUGGCCGGCCACUACCUGCUGUACGGCUUCCGCAUCCCGCCGCUCUACCGCUGCAGCCGCUGGCCCUGCCCCAACGUGGUGGACUGCUUCGUGUCGCGGCCCACGGAGAAGACCAUCUUCAUCCUGUUCAUGCUGUGCGUGGCCUCCGUGUCCCUGGUCCUCAACAUCCUGGAGAUGAGCCACCUGGGCCUGAAGCGGGUCCGCUCUGCCUUCCGGCGGCCCGGGGCGCAGCCCCCGGGGGAGGUGCCCGAGACGCCCCUGCACCCCAUCGCCGUGUCCUCCGUGCAGAAGGCCAAGGGCUACCAGCUCCUCGAGGAAGAGAAGAUCGUGUCGCACUAUUUCCCUCUGGCCGAGGCCGGCCUGGGGGAGCCCGGCCCGCUGUCCGCCCAGCCCUUCCGUCAGUUGGAGGAGAGGAGGGGCGCGGGGCCCCUGGGGGCGCUGCCCGGGCCUUACCCAGAGGCGCUGCCUUCCUACGCGCAGGUGGGAGCCGGGGGAUGUGAGGGGGAUGAGCCGCCGGGGGAGGAAGGGGCAGACCCCGAGCGGGUUGCGGGUGCGGAGAGGCAGGACGCAGAGAGAGGGAGCACAGACGGGCGGGCGACCCUGGCAGGGCCCGAGGGGGAGGACGGGGCCCGCAGGGUGGGGAGGCCGGGGGAGGAAGAAGAGCUGCCGGCCGAGAAGGUGGCGAAACAAAGGCUGCCGGCCGAGCAGGCAGCUUCCCCGGGGCCAGAGCUGGCCGGGGAUGACCCCAGGCCCCUGAGCAGGGUGAGCAAAGCCAGCAGCCGGGCCCGGUCAGAUGAUCUAACCAUAUGAGGUGGCGCCAAAGGAAGAAGGCAAACAGGUGCCAGGAAAAAUGCCCACAGGAGCUGAGUCUUCUGCCCCUCCCCUCACCCCCGUGCCUGGUCGGACAGUGCGCGCUGCACAGUGAACUGUCUUUCCCGUCGGUAAGGGCUCCCGAGAUAAACCCAUGUCCCACCCAAGUCCCCAGGCUCCCGUGGCUGCCCUGCCCUCUGCCCCA
Eptesicus fuscus (big brown bat) is the source of this 1513-nucleotide messenger RNA. RefSeq names its product gap junction protein alpha 8 (gene GJA8). The transcript has a single exon. Gene Ontology annotation, cellular component: connexin complex. The record is from RefSeq and is a predicted model, not a curated record. The coding region runs from base 1 to 1308 and encodes 435 amino acids. NCBI's taxonomy places the organism in Eukaryota, Metazoa, Chordata, Mammalia, Chiroptera, Vespertilionidae. Gene Ontology annotation, biological process: cell communication.